Messenger RNA from Cynara cardunculus var. scolymus (artichoke), 3464 nucleotides. Its product is annotated as septin and tuftelin-interacting protein 1 homolog 1. The transcript has 3 exons. The record is from RefSeq and is a predicted model, not a curated record. Gene Ontology annotation, molecular function: nucleic acid binding. Gene Ontology annotation, biological process: spliceosomal complex disassembly. NCBI's taxonomy places the organism in Eukaryota, Viridiplantae, Streptophyta, Magnoliopsida, Asterales, Asteraceae. Gene Ontology annotation, cellular component: U2-type post-mRNA release spliceosomal complex. Bases 277 to 2841 code for a protein of 854 amino acids.
GCUCGACCUCUUCUCCCCCCUUUUGCCUCCUUCCUCAAUCGACCGACAAGAAAUCUUACGGAAAUCGAACCUGUUUCAUCCUACAGAAAUCGAAAAUCGACCUGUACCUCACGUAAGCGACCUUCCUCCUCAGGUAAGCAAUCUCAUCGCUGUGAUUUCUCAAAUCGGUCGAUAUCUUGCUGCCAUAAAUCGAACCUGUUUCAUCCUACAGAACUCGAAGAUCGACCUCUUCCUCUCGUAAGCGACCUUUUUCCUCAGGUUCACUUCUGAAGAAUCAUGGAGGAAGACCAGGAAAUGGAGAGGUUUGGGAUGGAAAACGACUAUGAAGAUGGUCAAUGGAUAGGUGAUGAAUUUUGUUAUGGAAAGCGGAAGGAAAAACGUCAUCAGAGCAAAGAUGAUGUGCUCUAUGGUAUCUUUGCUUCUGGUGACACCGACAGUGACUCUGAAGGUGGCUCCGGCAAGAAGCGGAGGAAAGAUUUUUCCAGAAAACAGGAUCUUACCAAGCCACUCAAUUUUGUAUCUAGUGGUGUUGUGAUGCCAAGCGAAGAGAUAGAUCAGAACCCUAAAGAGGAGAAUAAGAAAGACGAUCAAGAUGGUGGUAACCGGCCUGGUUUAGGUUCUGGGGCAGCUGCCUCUGGUCUAGGGCUCGGUUUCCAUUCAAAGGACGUAAGCACGGCUAAAGAAGAAGACGGAGAAAAUAAUAUUGACUUCCUUCCUACUACAUUUGGUAAGAUGAUCAAAGAAGGCGCACUUCAGAGGAGGGAGAAGGAAAUGGAGAAAUCCCGGUUGAACAAAAAGUCGUCUCAAAUAGGAUUAAGAAGGAGAGAUGCAAAAGAUGACGGAAAUGUGGGCGUAUUCGAGAAGCAUACCAAGGGAAUUGGGAUGAAGCUGCUUGAGAAGAUGGGUUACAAAGGAGGUGGCUUAGGGAGGAAUGCACAAGGUAUUGUUGCUCCUAUUGAAGCAAAGUUGCGGCCCAAGAACAUGGGAAUGGGAUUCAAUGACUACAAAGAGGCAGCUAAUGUGCCAGCAUUAAUGGAACCAUCGGAGGAGAAAAAGGCCUUGCCGCAGCCUGCUGGUAUCCAAACAAAAGAGAAGCUGUGGUCGAAACAGAGUCGCUCAAAAAAGAAGAAAAAGGAUUAUGUAACUGCAGAGCAGUUGCUAGUCAAGAAGCAAGAACAGGGGCUGGAUGUAGUUCAGAAAGUGUUUGAUAUGAGGGGCCCACAAGUUCGGGUGUUGACGAAUCUUGAGAAUUUGAAUGCCGAAGAAAAAUCAAGGGAGAACGAUAUCCCCAUGCCCGAGCUCCAACAUAAUAUAAAUUUGAUCGUUGAUUUGGCCGAGCUCGAUAUACAGAAAAUCGAUCGGGACUUGAGAAACGAAAGGGAGACAGUUGUCACUCUGCAAAAAGAGAAGGAGAAGCUUAAAGAUGAUGCUUUUCGUCAAAAAAAGCAGCUCGAUAAUAUGGAGGAGAUCGUUAGCAUGCUGGAACGGCUAGGUAAUGAGAGCCAGUUGGGAACCUUGACCCUAGACUCGCUCGCUAACUCAUUUCGGGACUUGUACAAACGGUUUCCUGAUGAGUACAUACUCUGCAGCCUUUCUAGCAUCGCAUGCUCUCUCGCCAUGCCUUUGUUCAUUCGAGUUUUUCAAGGAUGGGACCCACUUCAAAAUCCGGCACAUGGUUUGAAUGUUAUGUUACUAUGGAAAGACCUGUUGCAAGGAGAAGAGAUAUUUGAUUCGACUUACACCCAACUCUUCAUGGAAGUUGUGUUUCCUGCUAUAAGGAUAUCGGGUACCAACACUUGGCAAGCCAGGGACCCUGAACCGUUGCUGCGGUUUCUCGAUUCUUGGGAACAACUACUGCCUCACUCUGCUCUUCAAACCAUACUCGAGAACAUUGUCAUGCCAAAGUUAGCUGUUGCAGUCGACUCAUGGGACCCACGACGCGAAACCAUCCCUAUACAUUCAUGGGUGCACCCAUGGCUACCAUUAUUGGGCCAGAAGCUCGAGAGUCUAUAUCACACUAUACGUAACCGGCUUGAAAGCGUUCUUCAUGCUUGGCAUCCAAGUGAUAUGUCGGCUUACUACAUAUUGUCACCAUGGAAAACUGUUUUUGAUCCGGCAAGCUGGGAACAAAUAAUGGUUCGACACAUAAUUCCUAAAUUGUUGGCGGUCAUGCAUGAAUUUCAAGUCAAUCCAGCCGAUCAAAAGCUUGACCAGUUCUAUUGGGUCCGGACUUGGGCUACAGCCAUUCCGAUUCAUCAUAUGCUUCACAUAAUGGAUGUAUUCUUUAACAAAUGGCAAGAAGUCUUGUAUCAAUGGCUAUGUUCAAAACCGAACUUCCAAGAAGUGACAAAUUGGUAUCUGGGUUGGAAGGAUCUUAUUCCGGCCGAGCUUCUAUCCAAUGAACACAUCCGGUAUCGGCUCAAUAUGGGUCUAGACAUGAUGAACCAAGCGGCUGAAGGGUUGGAGGUGGUCCAGCCCGGUCUGAGAGAAAACAUUAGCUACCUGAAGGCACUUGAACAUCGGCAGUUUGAAGCUCAGAAGGCGGCAGCAGCAGCACAGGCGGCAAAGGGACAGCAACGGAGUUUUGGUGAUGAUGCGGGUGGCGGUGAUAUGAGUUUGAAGGAAGUUAUUGAAGUUCAUGCACAACAUAACAAUUUGCUAUUCAAGCCAAAAGUGGGAAGAAUGCAAGAUGGUCAUCAAGUUUAUGGGUUUGGGAAUAUUAGUAUUAUUGUGGACUCUUUGAACCAGAAGGUAUUUGCUCAAACUGAAGAUAGAUGGUCUCUUGUGACACUUGACCAAUUGGUGAAGCUAGAGAAGAGCUCUGUUCUUAGAAGAAGAUGAAUUUUGAGGCAUAUCUGCUUUUAAUUUAACGUAAAGUGUCAAGUUCGAUGCAUUGCUGCUGGUUAUUGAACGGGAAGGGGUCGAUUGGUGUCCCCGAGAUGAUUGUUGAUUGCGGAUUAUGAACGUCAUCUACGAAAAAGAGAGGUAACGAUCGAGUUAAAAGUACGAACUAAAUAGUAAUCGUUUCAAAAUAUUGAUACAGCCGAAUUGAGGUUAAUAGUGGAACAUUUGGUGGCUGUGUUGUGCUCUACUUGCUUAGAGUAAACGUCAUGUUUAUAUACAUCUUAUCCUCGAGAUCCCAUACUAUGUGGUAAGGAAAUUUUGGAAAAUUGAUGGUAAAUGUCAGGUUUAUAUACAUCAUUUAAAUCUAUUUUUCACUUUAAAAAAUUGUAAAUAAAUAAAAGAAAAUAUAAUGAUUUUUUUAUGUUUCUUUUGAAUAACCAUUAUUGAAAGAAUAACAUGAUGUGUAGUUGUGGCUUUAGUGAGUUUGUAUAACCUACAUGGCUUGUUCGUUAUUCGGUCCGUUGGGUAUUGUUUUCAUUUGUCCAUUGUAUUUUCUAUUAAUUCCACUAGAGGGUCCUUUAUUAAAAGCUUACCCUGUAAUAAUGCUUAUGGUGUCAUUU